Messenger RNA from Paramuricea clavata, 2776 nucleotides. The record is from the annotation of a GenBank genome assembly. Lineage: Eukaryota; Metazoa; Cnidaria; Anthozoa; Malacalcyonacea; Plexauridae.
AUGGUGGCGAGUCAGGAAAUUCUGAGCUCCUUGUGCUUGCCAAAUUCAAGUUCAAAAUCCGGAAAUGAAAACGACCAAAUCGAUAGAUUAUCUUCAAGAAACAACUUACUUGUCGUCCGUGGCCCUCGGCUCUCAUGGAAGGGACAUAUAGAGGAAUUAUUACGUGUAGUGUUUGAAGCUGAUGGCGAAAUGGAAAUCACCAGGUGCUAAUGUAAAAAAUAUUUUCUAGUUCAAGUGAGGAAUUGGUCUUCAAAUGGCAGGGUUUGAAAAGAAAGAAGAUCGAGAUCGUAAAAGAUCGUGACAAUGAACUUUUAAAUAGCCAUGCCCAUGAAGUGCCAUGCCCAUGAAGAAACUAAAGCGACAGACAACAAAAUUCUAGAAGAAACGUUUUACAUUUUAAUAGUGGCAAUCACAGUGUUUCAGAUAUAAAAAUUCGAGCCCUCUGUCCCAUUUCUAGUAGCCGCAAGAAAAACAUGAAAUGCGCUUCAUUUCCAAACUUGCACUGUUCACCCCCUAUGGCAUUAAUAAGGGCUCCUGCUACCAAAAGAAUUAAAAAAAAUUCAAAACAUAUUUUUGUCUUAAAAUCAUUAGUAUGUGUAGAUGUCUGUGAAAGCAAAAAUAGGCCUGGUAGAACUUUGCUUUCUCACAGAGUUUCAUCUUUUUGAAAGGGUAGGUUCCAUCUUUGUUGUUUGUGGGCGGUUUGAAUUUUUUUGCUGAUUAUGCAAAUGCACAACCUAAGGGACUGGUAACAAGUUAAGGCCUGGUCGCAUAGCUAUUCUAGACUACAUUUCCCUUCAAUGUUCGAAAACAUUGCUAUAUAGAGCUGAAAACGCAUCAAAGAUUCACACUUUGUCUGUAUUUUAUUUUAUUUUGUUGCUUAUUGGUGUGUCUGAAAAUAGUCUCUUAGAGAUUAUAUUUUCUUUGCAAUGUCAGAAGUAUAAAAAAGUGGCGAUUUCGUGGCCAGACUCGAUGGGAUGUUGACACAACAAAUUCAAACAACAGCAACCUUUCAUCUCCACGUGUGUCUACACCAGUGCUUGAAACAGCUUGUGUACGAAAGGUAACGAGUCAGAGUAAUGAAAGAAGCGAUGAUUUUGAUGGGGCACACAGCUAUAGACUGAUUGAGCUGUCAAAUUUAGUCAGUGCGUUUCAGUCUUUAGAUAAUUGCCAAUCUGGAGCAUUUGAAAGUAAGCGAAGACGAGGCCCGUAGAUAUGGGAAUAGCUCUGUGAUCAAUGUAGAGUGUUCCAAAUGCGACGUCAAGAUCGAGCUUCAAACCUCUGGGAACAACAACAAAGUGUGGAAACCACAAAAUGCCAUGGACACAAACAGGCGUAUGGUUUACUCAGCAAUGGAGAUGGGUGUAGGAAGAGAGGCUAUGUCAAUUAUGUAUGCCAUUUUAAAUAUCCCCCCCCCCCCUUGCCACCAUAAAGCUUGGGACCAACAUGUUGCUGCACUGUAUGUGGCCCACAAGAAAGCUGUUAUUACGUGGUCCAAACGAGGAUACACAGCUAAUUUCGGGGUUGGUUUUGUCAUCUCGGUUGAAACUGGCAAAGUGCUUGAUUUCGAUUUUGAGUCGAAGCUGUGCUCAGAAGGAUCUUGGUGAAGAUUCUGCCGAGUAUGCCAUUUGGUACGGUGUGUAAAGAAGGAUCUUGGUGAAGAUUCUGCCGAGUAUGCCAUUUGGUACGGUGGGCAUAAAGAUGAGUGCACCCAAACCCAUACUGGAUCAAGUGGUUCGAUGGAGUGCUCAAUAGCCAAAAAGAUCUGGGACAGAUCUAAGGAUAGUAACUUACAUUACAAAUUCAUGAUCAGUGACGGUGACAGCAAAGCCGAUGGAAAUAUCUGGGAUACUUACGGUUGCUGCGAGGAUUGUGCGAACUGGAAAAAUAUGGAUAAGCGGUCGAAAGAGUACAAGAAAUGGCGCGAGUCAAAGGAAUGAGGUGUGGAAAGAAUCUCAUGAAAGCGGAAAGGCUGAGUGUGCAAGGGUCUCCAAGGUAGAUUGCAUUGGCCAUGUCCAAAAAAGAAUGGGGACACACUUGCAUGAGCUAAGAAAACAGCAGCUUCAGCUGAAGGAUGGGAAGUCAGUAAAGGGAAGUAAAUACCAACUGGCGGACAAAAUUCAUGAUAAGUUACAAACAUAUUAUGGAAAUGCCAUCAGGGCAAAUGUGAAGCCAGGGACAUAACUCCACAAGAGCAAAAGGAGCAAAUUGAAGUUAUGCAAAAGGCUAUAUUGGCUGUUCUCUACCACACUUGUGAGAUUAGUAACAACAAAGAGAGACAUAAAUAUUGUCCACCAGGGCCAGAUAGCUGGCGCUCUUAUAGGAGAGAUGGUACUCUCAAGAGGAACGAUCACCAUUUAGAUGCUGUUUUUCUAGAUUUCCUUCUACCCGUGUUCCAACGCCUCAGUGUAUUCCCUGUUGCUUCGCUGUCUUCCUGGGUAUUCGCAGAAUGCGGAUGAAAGCCUCAACAGCCUUGUUUGGAAAAAGAUAACACGAGGAUGGCAGAUUCGGUAAGACAGGCAGCAGCGAAAGAGAAAGAAGGAAAAGAAGGCAAGCUAAGCUGGCAGCAAAUGAAUGCUCUUAUGCCAGUGGCAUGUUUAAUGAUGUGGAUCCACUUGACUUUGACCCUUCAUCAUCAUCAUCAUCAGAUGAUGAUGUUGAAGAUGACUUUGAUGAUGAAGAUGACUAUCCGUUAGCCAGAUUUGCUCAUAACGAUGAGUCUGAUGACAGUGAUGAUGCACUAUUGGCUCAAUUUGCCAGUAGAGAGCAAGAAAAGUGA